AUGCCAGUGCUGGGCCUUUACGAACGCCCCAGGUUUGAGGUUCUAGUCCCUGCACAAGCCCCAAACGUUGCUGACAAUGUGGUCAACGAAAGGCCAAUUGGAGGUAGACUACAAAUGCGGAUAUCAGCAGCUAUUUACGACAAGAUUGGACUGGGCGUAACCGCCUAG
This is a messenger RNA of Paracoccidioides brasiliensis Pb18, 168 nucleotides long. RefSeq lists its product as uncharacterized. The record is from RefSeq and is a predicted model, not a curated record. The transcript is spliced from 2 exons. The coding region runs from base 1 to 168 and encodes 55 amino acids.